AUGUCAGCAGAUAUCAAACAAUCACUCUUCCCCCUGAUUGAAUCUAAACAAUAUUUGAAAUCUUUAAAUGAAGAAAAAGAAGCUAACAAUAAAAUCACUCAAAAAUCCGAGCAUGAGAAAACAGUCUUAGGUCCUUUCCCCAUAGAAAUUUGGGAAAAAAUUAUGCUUGAAGGUGCUGUCAUAAAAGAAGUUCUUCAUAUUAAUAAAACAAUUUUCAAUGAGUUGGCACCCUAUGCUUUUGGUGGUGGUAAUGGAUAUGAAAACUUGCAAUUAUUGUUAGUGGUAAGUUCUACUAAAAAAAUGAAACAAAAUGAUGCUUGCUUCGUGAGAGAAGGUCCAGAUUUCCCUGAUAAACCAUGUGAUUUUCACUCUAUUUAUGAACGAAAUUUAGAAAGCUCUAAGUUUAAGUAUGAAUUUUUAGAUGUUGAUUAUGUUGAUCCAAUUCGUAUUCGUGAUAAGAAAACAUUAGUUAUCACAAAUUAUGAAAAAAUCAAGUUUUUAAUUCCUCAUCUAAUCAAUAAUCCUGACUCGAUAAUCAAUAAAAAAUUCAAGUCUAUUAGUGUUGAUAUUUCGGUAUUACAUGGGUAUAAGGAGUUGAUCUAUGAUUCUGAGAUUAACCAUGUGUUGAAGAAUUACGGAAGAAUUGGUAGCUCAUCAUCAAAAAUUCAAAUUAAAAUAGACGAUUUCUUUUAUGGAACAGACUCACAUCAACUUUUCAAAAGGGGUGAGAGUAGAUGGGGUCAUCCUAAAUUAGGUAUAUCUAAAAAUUUUGAUGCUCAUAGUUUUAGUAAAGUACCUUACAAUACAGCAAAUGAAGUUUUCCCUAACAAAGUAUAUUUCAAUGAAUUGAUCCAUCUUUCUGAACUUUUCAAAUCUUAUGAUUCAGGUGAAAGAAGUGAAAUAUUAAAUAUUUCUUCAAAAGAAGGGCUUCAAAAGAAUCAUCCAUAUAAGAAAUAUGUAUUAUCACCUGAACAAUUUAAAGAAUCCCCAAGCUUCGACGGACAACAGAUGAAAAUUGAUGGUGCGAUAGCUUCACAUAAUAUCAAAAUCAAAAAGAGAAUAUUUGCCUCAGAUACUGAAGUCAAAUCGCUUAUCAAAUUGAUGGUGGAAACAUUAUCAUCUGAUAAAAUUUUCCAUGAUACUGAUACUUCUUUAUUCGUUAGUGGAAUGUCAGAUUUCCAAGAGACAAGUGAAAUUCGUAACACUCAACCAGGAAGAGGAAAAGUUGUCACAAACAUGUACAAGUACAAACCACAUUUCACCUUAUUGAAUAAACCAAAAUCUGUUUAA
Molecule: messenger RNA, 1290 nt
Organism: Hansenula ciferrii
Lineage: Eukaryota; Fungi; Ascomycota; Saccharomycetes; Phaffomycetales; Wickerhamomycetaceae
Exons: 1
Coding region: 1-1290 (429 amino acids)
Source: RefSeq, a predicted model, not a curated record